Messenger RNA from Copidosoma floridanum, 931 nucleotides. RefSeq lists its product as uncharacterized. Lineage: Eukaryota; Metazoa; Arthropoda; Insecta; Hymenoptera; Encyrtidae. The record is from RefSeq and is a predicted model, not a curated record.
AGUACACAGAGCCGAGCAACACACGUUAUCUUUUCCCUGUAUUCCUCCUCGGGAUUUUGCAUCUCUAUAUAUUAAAUUCGACGACUGUCGUUCUCGAUCUCGUGUGAGAUUCUUUUUCUUUCUAAAAAUUAAUAAAUAAAAAAAGGACGGUUGACAAUGACAUUCGUGAUAUUGAUGAGAACGAUUUUUGUGGCACUGAUCAUGCGAACCUGUUGUGUCGGACAGGAUAUUCUUUUUCCCCGAGAGGCCAACUUGGAUUUGCGCGUCGGUGCUAGCGAGCCGACAACCGAGCCCAAACCAACUGAAUCAUCCAAGUGCGCGGAGCACAUGCUGCUCUAUGAUGGACGAUGUGACUGCAAGCCCCUUUACAUUUAUUUUCCGCUUAACGACAGCUGUCACGAAGCCUUUCGUCGUGGACCCUGUCCCGAUAGUCACUACGUAUACAUGCCGCUAAAUGAGUCGCUACCCAGUUGUGUUGAAAACCCUUGUGUUAUGGAUGGCAUUGUACCCUUUGAAGAUGGAUGCUACCCAUUAGGUAUGAAAGAAGGACCUUGCAAAGGUGGUGCGCUGGGUGUUAACGAGACAACGUUCCAGCUCCAGUGUCUUGAUACGAGCAUCGGGCCUCACGUGAUUAUUGAUGCGCCCAGGAAGUCCUGUCCUAAAGGCAGUCGACGCAACAACCAAGGCGUCUGUAAAGUUAUUCUGCUGAAGAUCAAUUAAUUUUGUGCUAAAUAUUAUCGCUUAAGCGAUUUUAUUAAGCUUGACGAAGUUUUUGUACAAUAUACUUAACUCUAUGUAAAAUAUACAAAUUUUUUUUAACGAUUAGAUUACACGUGUAACGUACAUCAGGUAAUUUCGACAAAUUCCUCUGUGUUAUUUACAAAUAGAUAUUAUUUUGUAUAACUUUUAAAAUAAAACAUUCUUUUUAUAA